AUGGCUGUAGGGCCGAUUUUCGGUAGAGCCGCCCUUCUACGUCGGCAUGGGGAGAUGAUGCUCAACGCGAAAGGUCGUUCUAGAGUGGCUGGGGACGGGAGAGAGAAGGAAACAGAGAAGGAGUUGUCGUUGUCGAUCGGCUCGGAUUGCCUCCUUGGAUCGACCUGGCGAUCGGUCCUCUGCGAUGGAGUAUCGAGGGGUCUUCACGAGCAUGGGCAGACGUCGACUAGCCACGAACGGCGUAGAGGCCAUGGUUUGUUUGGUUUGGCCGAUGGGACACUGCUACUUCUAGGAGGCCGGCAGCUGAGGGGUGACACGAGUGAUGAGUGCGACUCAAGAUCAACCACUUCCUCCAGUAGAAACUCAUUAGCUACAGGGAGCUUUUCAUCAUGGGAGUCUUCGAGCGAUGUCGAUGACGAGGAGGACGGAGAAAUAGUACUGUUUUCUGAUGUCUGUCGGAGCGAAGAUGGAGGAAGAGCCUGGGAGACGGUGCGCUCGAGCUCGGCCUGGUGUCCCCGAGACGAUCACGGCGUGUGUGGUAGUCCAGAUGGAAAGAUACUUCUAGUAUUGGGAGGAUGGAGCGUUGAGGGCGAUCCUCUUGAUGACGUCUGGCUUUCUACUGAUGGCGGUCGGCACUUCGAAUGCCAAGCCGAGCAUGCGCCUUGGCAGCCCAGGGCGGAUUUUGCAUGUAUUUUUUUACCCGCGCGUAAUCGGGUGCUCGUUUACGGUGGCUAUAGCGGAGGAUAUCGAGCUAAGGGUGAUCUGUGGAUGAGUGACGACCUAGGGAGAACUUGGGACGAUAUUACAUCGCGACUUCCGGUUGACGUCGGAAAUCGUUGGGGAGCUCGAAUGAUAGCUCUGGGCGGCGACGAAGUUCUCUUAUGUCUUGGCUACGACCCGCGAGCCCCAUCGAGGUCCCAGAUCUCGUUUAUAUCGGACGAUGGCGGAAUGAGUUGGCGUCAGGAGACUGUGAUCGAUCGUGGUCGCUCGGCCGAUCUUGGCGCCAUGCCUCUCCUGGUGGUGUCCCUCGUUGCUGGUCCUCAUCCGUCGGAAGUUUUUGAGUCCACACCCAAUGAGAAAGAUGCUCAAGCUCAGAAACACUUAAUUGAACUUCUGGCCGCCGGACUUCCUCAGGGGGAAGACUUCCGAAAUGUCUUCCGCAUUCACGUGGCGGAGGCACUCAUCGGAACUGAACUUGUUGGCGGUGUCGACUAG
Messenger RNA from Perkinsus marinus ATCC 50983, 1215 nucleotides. RefSeq lists its product as hypothetical. The transcript has 13 exons. The record is from RefSeq and is a predicted model, not a curated record. The coding region runs from base 1 to 1215 and encodes 404 amino acids. Gene Ontology annotation, molecular function: catalytic activity; protein binding. NCBI's taxonomy places the organism in Eukaryota, Perkinsozoa, Perkinsida, Perkinsidae.